AUGGCCUUCCACCCAGCCUCGGAAGAAAAAGAACGAGCGGAAGCUGCACCCUCCUUCUCGUCCUACGAACCCGUCGACCCGGGCUCAAGGUCUCGGUCUAAAUCCCUUGCUGGCCCCUCAAAUACCACGGCCGCCUCGUUCGCUGCGAGUGACGACGCGUCCACAGACCCGCCGAACGACCCGCGCCUGAUCAAGAAGAGGAGCAGCUCCAUGCCUAGGAUGCCGGACCUCCCCUUCCAGCUUGCAGGCGCGGGACACAUCCUCUCCGCGUAUGCGCCAAGCGGCGGGCAGAGUCCACGGAGCCGCGCGCGGAGCGAUUUCAACAGCGAGGCGGCGACAGCGGGGCCGUUGGAACGGGUCGAGAGUCGGGGGAUGCUGCCUCAGCCGGCGGGCGAAGCACCUCACGCCGACCGGCCCGCAACACGAGACGCGGAGGCGAGCAGCAACGCCGGUGGGAAAGAGAAGGUAGCCGAUGAGGCCCUACUGGACCCGAAAUUCUUCCCCUCGCUGCGACGAGGAUCUGCCGCUGGCGCUCUGCCUGGCCCCUCGUCCUCCCAGCCGGACCUACGUCAGCCAGCCACCAUCUCGAACAUGAAAUAUCAGCCCAGAACGGGCGCGGCGCACAGCACCGUCUCACUCCCACCGCACAGGCUGCCGACGUGGUUGAGUCGUGAACCGGGCCCGAGGGCCGGAGACACGCUCGUGUUGCGUGCGAUGAAGGAUUCAGAUGCCGAAGCCGAGGCUGAGGCUGAGGCCGAGCUUGCCGCCGCUCACAGCAAUGCCGAUGGGAAUAGUAAUGGCCAGACCGCGGCUGGUGGCUUCGACUUCCUUCCCCCGGGAGAGGGCGCCAGUCAUACGGCUCCCAUUAGUCAGCAGCAGCAAUCUGCACCGUCCUCGGGUCCCAUCGCAGCAGCAGUGGGGCCCGAGGGGCCGGCGGCAAGCGCUACACCGCCACCGGUACCGUCGGUGGACAACAAGGCACGCAGGAAGAGCGCGGGCAGGUUGAUGUCCUUCUCGAGCAGCAAGAGCAGUCUUGUGAGCCACAGGUACGAGGAUAUGCGGCCGAGAACGCCGCCUGUGUUUGUGGACCAUAAGCUCGGCGGGACUAGUACGCUAGCGGUCGCGGGCGAGGCUGCUGCGGCGGAAGCGGCUCCUGCGGUGUUGAAUGCGGAUGGAGAGAUGCCGAGAGAUGAUGAUGCUGCGGAGGGCGCCGUGCCCCAGCGCGCAUUGACGAAGCGGGAGGGCCAGCUGCUGGCGCUGCUGGGGGAUGAGCGGCGCAGGACGUUGCAGAAGCCAGCCGGUUCCGAUGUUGAUAGUGGAGAGCCGCUGGAAAGUGAUGUCCUAGACGUCUUGCCCGAGGGAGAGGAUGACAACGACGUCGUGAACAAUUUCCCUCGCCGCGCGAUGACGAAGCGGGAAGCGCAGUUGCUGAAGCUGUUGGGAGAGGAACGGCGCAAGACGGUCGAGGGGCCUGCUGGUACCGGUAUCAUUGGCGAAUUGCCAGAACCUGGAGACGAAGUGCAGGUGGGUGGUGAGACGGCUGCAGGGACAAGCCUCCACAGUUGGAACCAGGACGACGAGAUCCGCGAGGUCGAAAACAACUUCCCACAGCGCGCGAUGACGAAGAGAGAAGCGCAGCUCCUGAGCCUACUGGGCGAUGAGCGACGAAGGACCCUGCAGCAACACCGACCGGAUGAUCCGCAGGAGGAGAGCUCGAAGAGUGCUAGUCUACGGACCACGCAGACGAACGAGCAGCUCGUAGGAGCUGAGAACACGGUGCCCCAGCGGACGUUAACGAAGCGCGAAGGCCAGCUGCUGCAGUUGCUUAGGAAUGAGCGUCGCAUAACGCUGCAGGAGCCUUCUUCUGAUGGUGCAUUGGAGUCUGGGAGUAAGGCUCCCGCCGGUCAUACAGCUGAUGGAGAGCUUUACAACGCAGGUUCGAUGCCGCGAAGCCAGAACGCAGAAGUGAUGCCCGAACAAGGUUUCGCUUCUGAGGGCGUGGCGGCAAUACCACAGCAUAACAACGAGGAAGUAGUUGCUGCAUCUGCGGAUAGUCCCAUUCUUGCCAAGCGGGAGAGCCAGCUCUUAGGCUUUCUGGCGCAGGAGCAUAGAAAACGACAUACAGCGCACACGUUCGACCCUGCAGAUACGGCACUCGUCAGUGAUCAAAGGGAGUCAGUGGUGCUGCGGAGAAGUGAGGAAGCCAGGAGGUCAAAGGAGAGGCAGCACACUGCAGCUGAGCUGGAAGGUCCCGUCACGGAACACCUCCAGGAAGAGUCAGCAGCUGCCAUGGUAGAUCAGCCUGAGGAGGACGCUAUCAGGCGGGACAACUCAGUCUCAGUUAGGAGGGAGAGCAAUCUCUUGGCUUUCCUCGCCGACGAGCGGAGGAAGCGCGAGGAUCCGCAGACAGCUGUCGCUUCACCAGUCGAGCAUCCACAGGAAGAUUUGGACGCAAUACAGCCGACACCGUCUGUGGCGACUUCCCAAACGCGGGUUGACAGCGAAAGCCACCAAGCGAGUGAGAGUCCGCUCGGCCUCAGGAGGGAGAGUAACCUGCUUGCUUUCCUUGCGGACGAACAGAAGAGGCGGGAUGAGGCGCAGAGAGCCAGCCCUGUACAGUCUGUGUCGUAUGCUAGUCAUCAACCGGGACCUCUGGGAUCUUCAAUGAGUGCUGCAAGUGAAGAAGGCAUGGGCGAUUUUAGGGGUGGUAUGGAACAAGCUGUCCAAGAUGAGCGACAAAUUACGCUCUCUGCAUUGAUGGCAAACGACCUCGAUAGUCAGCGGCCUCUAGAGGCGCGCGCACCACAAUUGGAGAGAUCAGCAGUGCCAUACCAUCAGAUGGAGUCCACAGAGUCUUUAGGGAGCGGCACGACUGGAGAAGAUUCACUUGCUAUCUCAAGGCGACCAAGCCGAUUGAUGGCUUUGAUGUGGGCAGACUCGAGCAGGGACCGGCUUGCACCAUCGCCAUCAGAACCUGGAUCUCGGCCGGGCACGUCUUCGGCGGUGAGAGCUCUAGAAGAGAACCAUACCGCGAACGAUCAGACGGCUUCGCAGCUUGAAGGGUCUCUUCGUGGUCAGUCUAUCAGAGGCGGUGAGGUCCAGUCUUCAGUCGCAGCCGGAAGUGAGGCACCAAUGACCUAUCUUGAUUACCGCGAAAGUCAACUACUCGGGUUCUUCGCCGCCGAACGCGCACACCAACAUGACCAACCCACCGAAGGUGCCGGAAGAUCUGCAAAUGACAGGCCACGAACAGCGGAUGACGGGCACCUCUCCAUCAAUGAUUCGAGGCCCAGUGACGUAAGCACCCGAAUCGGAAGCCACGCAGCACCAGAUAGCAUCGACCGAGGCUUUGACGAUGUUGAAGGCAAUGAGCGUGGGCGACAGCAGUGGCCUCAAUCGGGUACGCAGCCGUUGCCGGUAGACCAAGCCUCGGUGCAACAUACUGACAGCGGCAUGCCACAGCGUGGCGAAAUCAUGGACGCAGAUGAUGACCGCCCGAUGUCGUAUCUGCCUGUAGCAAGGGACGCUUCGGGGAUUGCGCAGGAGCACAUUGACUUCAACCGUCCUCAAGGGCCGGCCGUCGCGGCAACGACGGAACAGUACACAGAUCAGCCAUCGAGUGGGCAGCAGCACCAUACAGGAGCUCUGUACAGCCAGGACCCUUGCGCGUAUGGUCGGCAGCCAGAUAUCUACGGCGCUAGGCCGCAAGAGGCGGUGAAUCAGAAUGGAUAUAGGCGCCAAAUAGAUCCUGCCAUAGACCCGCGUCAGCAUUCUUCGGAGUAUUCGCUUCCCGGCGUAGGGCCUCCUUCCGCCUCCUCUACACCUGAUGAGAGGCGGAGCAAACGGGGGUCAAUACUGAAGAGUAUGAGCCGAAAAGAAUCACCGAGCGCUUCAAUUUCUGUCCUGACCGAGCGGAUGGAUCCUCGUCUAGUUGCACCCGAGCCGCAGCGUGGUCUCUCUUAUACAACCGACGGCGGCUCGGCAGACGGCAGCAGUACUCACGACGACAAGAGCAGAAGGAGGUCUGGCAUAUUCAGCGGUUUCAGAGCACGUAGCAUUGGUGCAGGUUCACGCAAGAGUAGGGACAGCCCAAAUGGCACAUCUGACGCAUUGCCGAGGGAGCACACGGAGCUGCAGCAUCCGCCCAGUCUGGUCCCUGCAGGUGGUGUUCCUCCCACCCAACUAGUCGCAGCCUAUGAGGAAGAAAAAGCCAAGAAACUACAACGGUCAUCUACGUCAAGCGCGCCGGAGACGCACAAGAAGAAGCGGUUCUCGGGGCUCGCCAGUCUCUUUGGGCGGUCUAAGCAUCGAAGCACGUCUCCAAAGCCGAACAAGCUUUCCAAGUCUGCCUCUAGCGCCCAUCCUAGACACCAAGAACGGUUGCGAGAAGGACAGUCUCACACGCCUUCUCGUAGCAGUACUGUGCACUCCUCUGCGUAUACCGGCGCAAGCAGCCGAUUCGAGUCGGCAACAGUCGUUGGACCUCAUCCAGCUCCUCAAAACAUUCCGCCAAUCCCUUCGAGUAUGCAUAUGGGAGCGUUGCCCACCACACAAGCCAACCCUAUGCCGGAAAGGGAACAAGGCCAGGGAACACCACCAGGUGGCUACUACGCUCCACCCCGCUUCUCCCAUUCUCCUGGCACGAGUGGCUAUUCAGCAAUCGAACAACAAGCAAUGGUAGCCCGACGCGUGUCAUCACCUUCGCUGUCAAGCAUAGGCACCAAUCAGCACGGCCGUCGCACCAGUUCUAUCCCCAGCGAGCCGCGAUACGACACUCCGCCCGUCCCCGGAGCUUACCGCAGCGGCAGCAGCGAGUACGUCUCGCCUGUCCAAGGACCCCAAGGCCCCCAAGGCCAAUGGGGUCCGGGACGCCGGCGAGGCUCGCAAGAUGCCCUGUCCCCGCAAAUAUCCAAUCAGUCACAGCAGAGAGUCACUGCAUUCGAUCUCCUGUCCAAUCCCCACGGCUCACCACCAGCGCAGUCCCAGCAGCGGCAAGGCUCUAAUGGCUACCCGUACAGGCAGCAGACGCGCAUGGGCUCGAUCGUCGAAGCGACACACCAGGAGCGGCCGUGGAAUAUCAGCUUGCCGGAAGGGGCGACUCCGACAGAGGAAGAGCGCGCAGUCAUGAAUGCGGAGAUGUGGGAAAGGGCCAGGUCGGCGCCGCUUUUGCAACAGCAGCAGCAGCGGUAUCAGCCGGAGAAUGUGAAGUUGCAGAACCUCGACCAGUACCCGCAGCAAUCGCAGGGCUUCCAGCGGCAGUUUAUGCCGAGCCAACAUCCGCCGCUGCAGUAUUGUCACCCAGAAGGCUAUGGACAACCCGGCCCUACGCAGCCACAGCAGUAUGGGACUCAGCCUUACCCUGCUCCCCACGCAACCACGUCGCCCGUUGUUGGUACUUCUCCAUCAAACCAGCAACAUACCCGUCCGGCAUUACAGGAUCACCAACACCAAUCAGCCACCAGCAACUACGACGACGACGACGAAGAAGACUUAUAUGCCCCUCCCAGAAGCAGUGGAGCGGAGCAGCAAGCUAGGAACGGCACGCGGGGGACUCAUUCGUCGCAGCCCAGCACCGAUGAUGCAUUGGUGAUGCGAGGGGCGAGCUACCCGGGCCAGGAGUGGCAGCCGAGGUGGGACGGGGAGGAUUGA
Coniosporium apollinis CBS 100218 is the source of this 5649-nucleotide messenger RNA. RefSeq lists its product as uncharacterized. Bases 1 to 5649 code for a protein of 1882 amino acids. The transcript has a single exon. The record is from RefSeq and is a predicted model, not a curated record. NCBI's taxonomy places the organism in Eukaryota, Fungi, Ascomycota, Dothideomycetes.